AUGAAAACCAGCAAUGGAAACUUCCCAUCGCGUAGCGCUGGCUACUCAAGACUUGCCGUUCCCUCCCCCAUCCCAGGCCUGCACCGCAGAUGGGUGCGCCGGGUUCCACUCGCCUUUGCCCAGGGCGCCCGCGCCUUGCCCAGUCCGCAGGCUGGAGGCGGAGUUUUCACAACUCCGCCCAUUAGGCUCCCCAACUCCAGCUCGUGCCCGGGCCCCGGCUCCGCUCACUGUCCACCCAGUUUACAGAGCAGACCGGAUGGAGAGGGCUCAAACACCGCACCUACCUGGGACUGCGGCAGCGUUGUUCCCGCGGCCCCUCGUGCCUUCAUAGGGCUCCAAGCAGCUGAAGGCUGGCGCUGGACCCGGCUCGGGCUCCGAGCCCGCCCGCCGCACCCGCCCACCUGCUCCGCCCUAGCGCUGCGCCAGCCGCCGGCAGAGCGGCUCCUCCGCAGCCUGCACAGGCACCGCUGGCGAACCAGCACCAGGCGGCCAGGGGCGGGGGCAGGGCGUCUGGAGUCUUUUAAAGCCAUUAACAUCACCAACAAUGAGAGAAUGGUUGUGAGAAUCCUCAAGCCAGUGAAGAAAAAGAAGAUAAAAUGAGAGGUUAAGAUUCUGGAGAACCUUCGUGGUGGAACAAAUAUCAGUAAGCUGUUUGACACUGUAAAGGACCCUGGGUCAAAGACCCCAGCUUUGGGAUUUGAAUAUAUCAAUAACACAGAUUUUAAGCAACUCUACCAGAUCCUGACAGACUUUGAUAUCCGGUUUUAUAUGUAUGAACUACUUAAAGCUCUGGAUUACAGCCACAGCAAGGGGAUCAUGCACAGGGAUGUGAAGCUUCACAAUGUCAUCCUAGAUCACCAGCAGAAAAGGUUGCGACUGAUAGAUUGGGGUCUGGCUGAGUUCUACCAUCCUGGGCAGGAAUGCGAUGUCCGGGUGGCCUGGAGGUACUUCAAGGGGCCUGAGCUCUUUGUGGGCUAUCAGAUGUAUGACAAUCGCUUGGAUAUGUGGAGUUUGGGCUGUAUGUUAGCAAGCGUGCUCUUCCGAAAGGAGCCCUUCUUCCAUGGACAGGACAACUAUGACCAGCUUGUCCGCGUUGCCAAGGUUCUGGGUACAGAUGUUCUGGGACCAGAAAAGACCAAUAGUUUAACCUUAGGUGGCUGUUGA
Echinops telfairi (small Madagascar hedgehog) is the source of this 1164-nucleotide messenger RNA. Its product is annotated as casein kinase II subunit alpha'-like. Gene Ontology annotation, cellular component: cytosol; protein kinase CK2 complex; nucleus. Gene Ontology annotation, biological process: protein phosphorylation; regulation of chromosome separation. Lineage: Eukaryota; Metazoa; Chordata; Mammalia; Afrosoricida; Tenrecidae. Gene Ontology annotation, molecular function: protein serine/threonine kinase activity; ATP binding. The record is from RefSeq and is a predicted model, not a curated record.